ACUUUCUAACCUCCAAAUUGAAAGACGGUGUAAAUAAGGCAUAAUUGGGAUCCGUGAAAUAAAGUUUAAAAUGAAAGCUAAUUAUCGAAUUCUUCAGAAAUAAUUGGCUAAGCAGGUACAAGAUGCGAUACAUUAUUAUAAGAGAAUUCAAGCCGCAUGACUUACCAAAUAUAUCGGAUAUCGUUAGAAAUGCCUAUGUUUCUAACAUCUAUAAUUCUUGGUUGAAUGUAGUUUUAAGUGAAAUAACUUUUCAAUUGAUCACCUUGGUAUCGGCUUACAUGUUCAUUUUUAUGAAUGUUCCGUUGUACUACUGCCUUUUGUCAGUCCCAAUAGUUUUCACUGUACUUUACGUUGUAAUUUAUGGAUCUGUACUCAUAAAGUCCGCCGAACUCAUAAACACAAAGAAACCAUUACAAUGUUGGGUUGCAGAAGUAAUAGAACCAAUUUUCUCGAGUGGCACGACCCAUGACGAAUACAGAGUGAUCUCAGAGGCUGAUCUUAAUGAAGCAAUUGAUUUGAAAAGGAUGAGAAGAAGGAUGGUAGGAACCGUAGCGGUCAUGAGGCAUACGAAAAGGCAGGAUUGGGCUUGGCUUUUUCGAUUGGCAGUUGAUCAAAGGUUCAGGAAAAAAGGAGUUGCUCUCAAAUUGACAAAGACUGUUCAAGAUUGGUGCAAAAAGAAUAGGUUCAACAAUUUGGAACUUUGCUUUACAGAUUGUCAAGAAGGCGCUAGGCAAGUUUUCGGGAAGGCAGGGUUUGAAGUUUGCCAAAUGUAUCAUCAACGACUUCUGACCAGUGCUUUUACAUUGCAAAUGUACCAGCUGAGGUAUGAAUUGCGAUCUUCAUUCGAAUGAUUUAAAAAAAUUGUUAAAUAAUUUUUCAAGUAUAGAAAAUAUUGAUAUUUAUUUAUUUUGUGACAUAAAAGGAAUGUAAUAUACGUUUUUACCAG
This is a messenger RNA of Coccinella septempunctata (seven-spotted ladybird), 946 nucleotides long. RefSeq lists its product as uncharacterized. NCBI's taxonomy places the organism in Eukaryota, Metazoa, Arthropoda, Insecta, Coleoptera, Coccinellidae. The transcript is spliced from 4 exons. The record is from RefSeq and is a predicted model, not a curated record. Gene Ontology annotation, molecular function: N-acetyltransferase activity. The coding region runs from base 123 to 851 and encodes 242 amino acids.